AUGGACGCCCAAGCCAUUUCCGAUUACCUGGAGAUCACGCAGCGCAUGAUGCUCUGGCCCGAGAUCGUCGACACCAUGUCUCUCGAUCGCCUCCCCGAGCUGUUCCUACCCGACCUCGUCUGGGACUUUGGCGGUGGAACCGUCGACCACAGCCUGGCGGCGGUGCGAUCACGAAUAGAGGCCCACUUCGAGAAGCCCGAUUCGUACUGCGGCGCUACUCGACAUGACCUGUCGAACCACAUCAUCACCUUGGCCGGCAGCGAACGUGCCGAUUCGAAGGUCAAUGUCUUCGCCGCGCACGCCGGUAAAGGGUCAUACGCCGGCCAGGUCCAGCUGACGUGGCUCACGUAUGAGGACAAAUGGAGGCGAGUGGAUGGGAAAUGGUACAUUGAGCACAGGACGUACCGCAUUCAGUUCACCUACGGACCCGACGACAUAGUGUACAGCACGGGGAGGGAGACUUGGGCAGAAGGCGACCAUCGCCGUCAGGGCGACACUCAUUAG
This is a messenger RNA of Fonsecaea erecta, 504 nucleotides long. RefSeq lists its product as hypothetical. Lineage: Eukaryota; Fungi; Ascomycota; Eurotiomycetes; Chaetothyriales; Herpotrichiellaceae. The coding region runs from base 1 to 504 and encodes 167 amino acids. The record is from RefSeq and is a predicted model, not a curated record. The transcript has a single exon.